AAUUAGCAAUCAAUUCGGGGGGGGAAAAAACGCAAGCAAAAUAUCCGAGUAGUAAAUUACAUAAAAACCGCUGUUUAUCCCUGAAAAUACCGUCUUCAGCUGCUACCCCUGCUCAAAACCCUAACGCCAUCUUCUCUUUCGCCAAUCACUCACGCAGGGACAGAGACUGCAAGAAAAAUCUCCACACACACAAAAUCCCCAAUUCGACCAAUAAAGCAAUCAUGGCGACGCACUCACCAAAUCUGGAGUGUCGCAUGUACGAAUCGCGAUACCCAGAGGUGGACAUGGCAGUUAUGAUUCAAGUGAAAAACAUCGCCGACAUGGGUGCCUAUGUGUCUUUACUCGAGUACAACAACAUCGAGGGUAUGAUCUUAUUCUCGGAGCUUUCUCGCCGUCGGAUUCGGAGUGUUAGUAGCUUGAUUAAGGUUGGCCGCAUCGAGCCUGUCAUGGUCUUGCGUGUUGAUAAAGAGAAGGGGUAUAUUGAUUUGAGUAAGAGAAGGGUCAGUGAGGAGGAUAUUCAGACUUGCGAAGAGAGGUAUAAUAAGAGCAAGCUUGUUCACUCUAUCAUGAGACAUGUCGCUGAAACUCUGGGUAUUGAUUUGGAGGAACUGUAUGUCAAUAUUGGCUGGCCUCUGUACAGGAAAUACGGACAUGCUUUUGAGGCAUUCAAAAUCAUGGUGAAUGACCCUGAUUCAGUUUUGGAUCCCCUCACUCGUGAAGUCAAAGAAACUGGCCCUGAUGGACAGGAGGUAACCAAGGUAGUGCCUGCUGUGUCAGAGGAAAUCAAAGAAGCUUUGAUUAGGAAUAUCAGGAGAAGAAUGACCCCACAGCCACUGAAGAUAAGGGCUGAUAUUGAGAUGAAAUGUUUCCAGUUUGAUGGUGUUCUCCACAUUAAGGAUGCAAUGCGGAAAGCUGAGGCCGCUGGAAAUGCAGACUGCCCUGUGAAAAUUAAACUGGUUGCCCCUCCACUUUAUGUUCUCACCACACAAACCCUAGACAAGGAUCAAGGAAUAUCAAUUCUCACCCAAGCAAUUGCUGCAUGCACUGAAGCAAUAGAGGCGCAGAAAGGGAAACUUGUUGUGAAGGAGCCACCGAGAGCAGUGAGCGAACGAGAUGAUAAAUUGCUUACCGAGCACAUGCUUAAGUUGCGGAAUGCCAAUGAAGAGAUCAGUGGCGAUGAAGAUAGUGAAGAAGAAGAAGAUACGGGGUUGGGAGAUGCUGAUGUGGAGAACGCAGUAGGUAUAAUGGAGUGAAAAAGGCAGCGGAAACUGCUACUUUUUGUUUGGAAAAUCAUUUCCCCAAUUUUUUGGACAAGGUUUUGGGGGAAUUGUAUUGAUGAGUUCUUUUAACCAAUUUACUCAAUCAUUGAGCAGAUUUUAGGUGAGGAUACAUAACUGCCUGUUUAUUUAACUGCUGAACAAUUUGCUAUUCUCUGUCGUCUUUCUCGGGUGUUA
This is a messenger RNA of Populus nigra (black poplar), 1454 nucleotides long. RefSeq names its product eukaryotic translation initiation factor 2 subunit alpha homolog. Gene Ontology annotation, cellular component: eukaryotic translation initiation factor 2 complex; eukaryotic 48S preinitiation complex; multi-eIF complex. The transcript has 7 exons. The record is from RefSeq and is a predicted model, not a curated record. Lineage: Eukaryota; Viridiplantae; Streptophyta; Magnoliopsida; Malpighiales; Salicaceae. Gene Ontology annotation, molecular function: translation initiation factor activity; ribosome binding; RNA binding. Bases 222 to 1253 code for a protein of 343 amino acids.